This is a messenger RNA of Candoia aspera, 1839 nucleotides long. RefSeq names its product vomeronasal type-2 receptor 26-like. Gene Ontology annotation, cellular component: plasma membrane. Gene Ontology annotation, molecular function: G protein-coupled receptor activity. Lineage: Eukaryota; Metazoa; Chordata; Lepidosauria; Squamata; Candoiidae. Gene Ontology annotation, biological process: G protein-coupled receptor signaling pathway. The record is from RefSeq and is a predicted model, not a curated record. The transcript is spliced from 6 exons. The coding region runs from base 1 to 1839 and encodes 612 amino acids.
AUGACCUAUCGGACCACCCUGGACCUGCUCUUCAGAUCACAGAGAUUUGUCCCCAACUACAAAUGUGACACCAGGAAAAGCCUCACAGCCAUUAUUGGGGGCCUCAGCUCUGAAACGUCAUCCUAUAUAGCCAACAUUGUUGGUUUAUACAAGAUUCCACAGGAAACAGAAGGUGGAUUUGACAUCAUCAACCUUCUCAUCUUUCCAAAUUCCUCAUUCCAGAGAGUGAAAGUUGGAAGAGUGGAUUCUGAUGCCCCAGAAGGAAAGGAGUUGGCCAUCAAUGAUGACAUGAUUGUUUGGCAUAGAUGGUUCAAUGAGGUCCUUCCCAUUUCUCUGUGCAAUGAAUAUUGUCAUCCUGGUUAUCAGAAGAGAAAGCAUGAAGGGAAAAAAAAUUGUUGCUACGACUGUGUCCCAUGCCCAGAAGGAAAGAUAUCUAACAAGACAGAUACAGUAGCUUGCUUCCAAUGUCCAGAAGAUCAAUAUGCAAACCAAGAAAAAAAUGGAUGUCUCCUGAAAAGUGUAAACUUCCUGUCUUAUGAAGAACCUUUAGGAUAUAGUUUAGGGGGUCUUGCUGUUGCUUUCACCCUCACUACAACAUGGGUGCUGGGAACUUUUAUGAAGCACAAAGACAGUCCCAUCGUCAAAGCCAACAAUCGGGACCUCACCUACACUCUCCUCAUCUCCCUUCUCUUCUGCUUCCUCUGCACUUUGCUCUUUCUUGGACAACCUGGCAGAGUGACCUGUCUCCUCAGACAGUCUGCAUUUGGUCUCACCUUCUCAGUGUCCAUUUCUUGUGUGUUGGCCAAAACCAUCCUUGUUUCUCUUGCCUUCAAGGCCACCAAACCAGGAUCUUGGAUGAAGUCAUGGGUGGGGAAAAAACUAGCCGUUUCUAUUGUCCUUUUCUGUUCUCUCCUCCAAGCAAGUAUCUGUACUGUGUGGUUGUCAACCUCUCCCCCAUUCCCAGAGUUAGACGUGCACUCAAUCACUGAAGAAAUGAUUCUACAAUGCAAUGAAGGGUCCGUUUUUUGGUUUUAUUGUGUCCUGAGCUAUCUGGGUCUCCUUGCCUUUGCCAGCUUCAUUGUGGCUUUCCAGGCUCGCAAACUGCCUGACAGCUUUAACGAAGCCAAGUUCAUCACCUUCAGCAUGUUGGCCUUCUGCAGUGUGUGGGUCUCCUUUGUUCCAACGUACCUCAGCACCAGGGGAAAAGCCAUGGUGGCUGUGGAGAUCUUCUCCAUCUUGUGCUCUAGUGCUGGGCUCCUAGGAUGUAUCUUUUUCCCCAAGUGUUACAUCAUUGUGCUGAGGCCUGACUUAAACAACAGAGAACAACUGGAGAUCAAUGGGAUCCCCAAAAUCUUGGCCAAUGUCACACUUGGUCUCCAUGUAUCAGACAGCUACAAAGACCGAAGAAUGAUGCAUCAAACCACCCUGGACCUGCUUUUCAAAUCAGUUGCAUUUCUCCCGAACUAUGAAUGUGGCACCUCUAAGAACCUCAUGGCCAUCCUUGGAGGACUUGGAUCUGAUACCUCUUCCCAUAUUGCAGGCAUUAUAGAUGUCUACAACAUUCCUCAGAUUGAAGUCCUCCAAGACUAUGAGUCUGUGGAACUCCACUGCCAACCCAGAAAUGGAGUCAAGGGGCUCAGGUUGCUCUGCAGCAGGGAGGCUGGUACAACAGCAAAAACUGUCACAGGCCAGUUUGACUCAGACUCUGGAUCUGAAGAAGCUGCUCCAGCUGAAUCUGUGGAAUAUCAGCCUCAGGAGACUCCAAGCCGGGAGUCACCUGAGGCUGAUCAAACCCAGCACCACCUGAACAGCUGGAGCAGCCAGAUGAUGAAGACAUAA